UAUUCAGAUCGGGCUGCCCAUAGGCCCUGAGCAUAUGCAUGUGAAUCUGAGCUCACCUCUCUCUGAUUCUAUAUAACGACGACUAAAUUCUCUUUUCUCUCUCUACCGGUGUUUGAGUUUUGAAGGUCCGAUGUUGUUCUUUCUUUGUUCGAAAUAUAACAGAAAGUAACGUAUGCCAUGUUGUUCUAGUUCUAUAAUUAAAAACAAGACUUGUUGUUGUUGUUGUUGUUUCUUCACUUCUUGUUUGUGGUGGCCGUACGUCAGGACGUUGCCGCACUUUUGUUUUUUUUUUUUAAGGCGACGUUGCCGCACUUGUUACCGUUUCUGAAAAGCAACGUUAACCUCCAGUUUAGCCAUGGCUACCAGAGGAUUCCUUUUAUAUCUGCUGUCAGGUUUCUCAGUAGCCAUUCUCUCCGUACUGUUCAUCAACAAGAACAACAACAUGUACCACAACUCAACUCUCUUGCACUCUCCAAAUGUAUCCAGUGUUGAUAAAGUUUGGCCUGAAUUGGAGUUGAAUUGGAGGCUUGUACUGGCAACAGUCAUAGGAUUUCUGGGGUCCGCAUGUGGAACGGUGGGUGGGGUUGGAGGAGGAGGCAUUUUUGUUCCAAUGCUUACCUUGAUUGUUGGAUUCGAUACCAAAUCUGCUGCUGCUAUUUCCAAAUGCAUGAUAAUGGGGGCAUCAGCAUCAUCAGUUUGGUACAAUCUUCGAGUGCCGCAUCCAACAAAGGAAGUGCCCAUAAUUGACUAUGAUCUGGCUCUUCUCUUCCAGCCAAUGUUGAUGCUUGGCAUUACUGUGGGGGUGGCUUUGAGCGUGGUUUUUCCUUAUUGGCUCAUUACUGUGCUCAUCAUUAUUCUCUUCUUAAGUACCUCCUCAAGGUCUUUCUACAAGGCAACGGAAAUGUGGAAGGAAGAGACAAUUUUAAAGAAAGAACUCACCAGGCAACAAGAAACUCUAGUUAAUUCCAGGGGUGAACUCCUGAUAGAUGCAGAGUAUGAACCAUUGGUUCCAAGAGAAGAGAAAUCAGAACUGCAAAUAUUAUGUUUCAACCUAAGGUGGAAAAGACUUUUGAUACUGGCUACUGUGUGGGUCCUUUUCACACUUAUCCAAGUCAUCAAGAAUGAUUUGGUUGUUUGUAGCACUUGGUACUGGGUGCUGUUCUGCUUACAGCUCCCCAUAGCAGUAUUGGUUUUUGGAUAUGAAGCAACCAAAUUGUACAAAGAACACAAGAAGAGAAUGAGCACAGGGAACAGAGAAGCAAUUUGUGAAGCUUCAAUUCAAUGGAGUCCAUUGAACAUUGCAUUUUGUGCACUCUGUGGUAUCUUGGGAGGUACCGUUGGAGGCUUGCUUGGUUCUGGAGGAGGAUUCAUUUUGGGUCCUCUCCUCCUGGAGAUUGGUGUCAUUCCCCAGGUUGCUAGCGCAACAGCAACAUUUGUAAUGAUGUUCUCUUCAUCCUUAUCCGUAGUGGAAUUCUAUUUGCUCAAGAGGUUCCCUAUUCCCUAUGCUUUGUACUUGAUGGGAGUAUCUAUUUUGGCUGGCUUCUGGGGACAGUAUUUCGUAAGGAAACUAGUUUCAAUCCUAAAAAGAGCUUCACUUAUUGUAUUCAUCCUCUCUGGUGUCAUCUUUGCUAGUGCUCUCACAAUGGGAGUCAUCGGCAUUGACACAAGCAUUCAAAUGAUACACAACCAUGAAUUCAUGGGAUUUUUAGAUUUUUGCAGUAGCCAAUGAUCGUUGGCAAAGAUGCUUGAGAAGAUGGGAUAAGGGAUGUUGUGUGAGAAUAGACAAAUUUGGAAGGAAAGCAAGAAGAUACCAUAGGAUAUCGGCGAGGAAAAUGUUGAUUGGCAUUAGCAACAUUGGCCUUCCCAAAGAAUGCUACAGUUUAAGUCUAAACGGGGAUUUUGGCCAACAUCUAGUUGACCAAUCCAAAAUUUAGUGUCCUGUAAGAAUAAAAAUUGCCAGUUAAGUGUCUAUCGAGUCUGUCUGCAGAUUUGUUUGGGUUGUGACAGUUAGCUCCUGGCUAACACCAACAACUCCAACUGUGUAAAAGUGUCUGUCCGUCUUUCUAUAGACAUGUCUGGGCUUGACUGUUAGCUCCUGGCUGACACCACCUUCUCCAUUUAUCCUCCAUUGCCUUCACUCUUAUUCGUGUAUUCCGAUAUUCCUUCAAUGUCCUCAAUAAAGAAAUGUUAUACUAUCUUUUUAA
Theobroma cacao (cacao) is the source of this 2204-nucleotide messenger RNA. The record is from RefSeq and is a predicted model, not a curated record. Lineage: Eukaryota; Viridiplantae; Streptophyta; Magnoliopsida; Malvales; Malvaceae.